UUGUAUAACUACCUAAAAGUAGAACAAAAUAAAUCGGAAUAAAAAGAACUAAGAGAAGAGAGAAUAGUAUGGCCGUUAGCUGUCAAUUGUCGAUUUUUAUUUAUUUGCUAAAUAUGUCAGACCAAUAAAAAAAAUUAGUAAUUUAAUUCAGAAGACAACCAAGAGUUUAUUUUAGUUUUAUUGAAAAUUUCACAUUACCAUGGGAAGUACAGCAAAAGCCAUUGUUACUGGUUUUAUAUGCAGACUCUGUUCAGAACAAAAAAAAGUUGUUAUCCAUCUCUACACAGAAAGAGCCAGAAGAUUAGAUCUAUUGAAAAAGAUCAAACUUGUACCAGUUACACUCAAAAAAUAUGAUAACCUACCAAAAACGAUAUGCGAACAGUGUGUUAAACGCCUAGAAGAUCAAUAUAAUUUGUUACAAAAAAUAAAAAAAAGUCAUGUAAUCCAUACUAGGCAUAGAAUGCAUCAUAGUAAUGGUAGAUGCCCUGUGGAGUGUCCUUUGCAUGGUCUGGGAGAUCCAACUUGGCCUGAAGUUACAUUAGAUGAGGCUACAGACAGUGCCAAUUAAUAAUUUUGUAAAUUAAAUACCUACUCCCAUGGAGAUGUACAUAUUAAAUUUAGAUUUACUUUAAGAUAUUAAUUUUACAUGUCUUUUUGUGAGUGAUACUAUGUAAUAUCUGUCUUUUAUACAAUAUACAGGGUUAAGCAAAGACAAAUAUUAAAUUAAG
Psylliodes chrysocephalus is the source of this 728-nucleotide messenger RNA. The record is from the annotation of a GenBank genome assembly. Lineage: Eukaryota; Metazoa; Arthropoda; Insecta; Coleoptera; Chrysomelidae.